Messenger RNA from Chelonoidis abingdonii (Abingdon island giant tortoise), 1612 nucleotides. Its product is annotated as putative defense protein 3. Gene Ontology annotation, cellular component: membrane. The record is from RefSeq and is a predicted model, not a curated record. NCBI's taxonomy places the organism in Eukaryota, Metazoa, Chordata, Testudines, Testudinidae.
CAGAGAGGAUUUAUUGUUGAUUCAAAGGAGAGGCAACCUCUUCUCCGCUAGUCAUGGCUCACUGGAGUCCUUCACUUCUCCUUGGCUACAUCAUCUUUUGGAGCAUUAUUUCUCUCUGUGUUGCUUUUCCAACAGGAGCCCCAGCAUCAGCCUGUGAGAAUAUGAUGCCUGUGCAUACGGGGGUCCAGCCCCAGGCAAGUCCAGCCCCCUAUGAGAUCCAGGUGGAUGCAUCUUCCUUCGUGAACAGGCAGCCGAUUAAUGUUCAGGUUGUAGGGCCGGGAUACAGAGGUCUGUUGCUGGAAGCUCGCACCUUUGGCUCCACUGCUGCCCUUGGCACUUGGCAGAAUCCUGCCAAUAACACUAAGCUCCUACAGUGCUCUGGAAACCCGAAAGGUGCGAUUACGCAUUCUAACACCAAGUUCAAAACAAGCCUGACCACUUAUACCUGGCUGCCUCCAACCUCUGGUUGCCCUGCCGUUAUUACAUUCAUGGCAGCGGUAGCACAGUCUCGUGAAAUUUAUUGGCUUGGUGUCAAAUCCAAAGUGAUCUGGAGAGAUUCUAAAGCUACAUGUGGUGCUGAGAAGUUUACAUGGACAGUUGUUAUUGUGACAAUGAUGUCUUUCCACGUAAUAUAAGUAGCCAGGCAAAAGCAGGAAGUAUUGGAGUUUGAGGAUCUAUAUAAUAGCUAAGGAACAAAUACAGACUCUGUAUACAAUCACUGCAUUUGCUUCUGCCAUGAAGUGGAUGCUGGACGCCUAAGGCCUUUGUCUACAGAUGUUAUACUGUUUUUAAACUACAUCAAUAUAGUUUAAGUAAUACAACCCUCUGGUGCAUAAUUAUACUGGUACAGCUAACUCCCUACAGGCACGUUAUACAAGUAUAAUAAUGUUCUCUCUCUGGGUAUUACCCUCUCACCCCUAACCAAUGCCAUUUUAAUAUUACAUGAUCUGUAUGUACACUAGGACUAAGGUUAAAGUUGAGUAGUACAAAGCCAUAGUGAAAUCUCAGAGCAGCUAGAACUGAUCUGAGAAACAAAAUGAACGCCAUGACUUCAACUGCAUUCUAAAUUAGAACUUAUAUAAGAUCAAACACCUUUGAUUUGUACAAGGAAUGGUACAUAUCAGGAUCUCUCUACAAUAUCUAUAGACCUUUUCACUAUACAUCAAUAGUACAAAACAUCUUUCAGAAUUAACAGACAAUGGCAGUGUAUUCACUAAUGGUACAUUAAUCGUAGUGGUACACUCCAAAAGUAAUUUCUUAAAGAAAUGACCGGCUUCUUAAGAAAUGACUUUAUUACUGCUAUUGUUUGCAACCUCUCUUUUCUGAGAAGGGUAUCCUACAAUUGAUGUGACAGCAGAAAUUGAUGCUUUUAACAGCUUUGCAAAUGAAGAAAUUAAGGCUCAGCAUUACUCAUUGCAUGUCAAUUUCAUGAGGGGGGACACAACCUCAAUAAAUGGUUAUUUUUGCUAUUUACAGCAGCUUAGUAAUCUCUUAGUGUAUCUGCAGAUAGUUAUGCAGGUAUAUAAAUAAAAUAGAUUUAACUCUCCCUCAGACGCCACUAAAUUUUGUUGCAUGUUUCUUAGCUGGAAGCACAUCUAUGCUUUUAGGAUAA